AUGAAGCACUUAUUUUCAUUGCUGGCUAUUUAUUUAUGCAGUGUUUUUGGUACCAGCAGCGGGUCUACCAGUGCUGAAGACGAGGCGAUGGCCGCGCACAAGACCAUCUACGAGUUCACCGUCAAAGAUUCAGAGGGCCGAGACGUUUCGCUUGAAAAGUAUAGGGGCCAAGUCCUGAUCAUUGUCAACGUCGCGUCAAAGUGCGGCUUCACCAGCUCAAACUACAAGCAGUUGAAGCAACUCUCCGACAAGUACCACGACCUCGGGCUGCGCGUCGCCGCCUUCCCUUGUAACCAGUUUGGAGGCCAGGAGCCGGGCUGCGAGCUCGACGUCCGAAACUUUGUAAAGGACAACUACGACUACGAGCCCGACCUGUACGCAAAGAUCAACGUCAAUGGCGCCCAGGCCGAGCCGUUGUACACCUUCUUGAAAAAGGAGCAGGGCGGGACCCUGAUUGACGCGAUCAAGUGGAACUUCACCAAAUUCCUCAUCAACCGCAAGGGGCAGGUCGUCAAGCGGUACGCGCCCACCACCGAGCCCGCCAAGAUGGAGGCCGACAUCGAGCGGUAUUUGGAGGAGCAGGAU
Messenger RNA from Mesorhabditis spiculigera, 585 nucleotides. NCBI's taxonomy places the organism in Eukaryota, Metazoa, Nematoda, Chromadorea, Rhabditida, Rhabditidae. The record is from the annotation of a GenBank genome assembly.